Messenger RNA from Acanthopagrus latus (yellowfin seabream), 2924 nucleotides. RefSeq lists its product as uncharacterized. Bases 41 to 2143 code for a protein of 700 amino acids. Lineage: Eukaryota; Metazoa; Chordata; Actinopteri; Spariformes; Sparidae. The record is from RefSeq and is a predicted model, not a curated record. The transcript is spliced from 11 exons.
GCCCCACCAGUGGCGGCUUUUUUGGAAAAGACUGUGAACAAUGUCGUCGCUCAGAGCUAGACACGCAAAUUGCUCUGUUGUUGAUUGUAAAGAUCAACACAAGUGUCUGUAUGCUGUCCCGGCCGCACAAGAACAGAAGACACAGUGGCUGCGUUUCAUUUAUAACGAGGACGUGGUGGGCGCGGUUCGUGUCGGUUUGUAUGUGUGUGCUAACCACUUCACAUCGGACUGCUUCAGUAACGAGGGUCAGUACAAAGCUGGCUUUGCCUCGACACUGACCCUCAUAAAAGGAUCGGUGCCAACCAUACGGGACCCAGCAACUGUACCCGAGUCACUGGCCAUCACAAGUUCAUCCAGGGAUGUCGCAUGCCAGACUGACCCACCGGACAGACGGGCUGUAAGCACACAGCUAUCCUUGAGGACUCUGCAGCCCCACUUCAGAAGUGAAGGUGUUCAGGCUACUGUGUCCUCCAAGGAUUUUGGUGUUGGGACAUCGACUGCAGACCCUUCGUGUUUUGCAAAGAGACCCUCAAAGAGACCUCGUCUGGACCUUGAAGAGGAGCCGGAGCUGGAGGACGAGCCAUUAGAGGGCAGCUCGUCAGUGGCAGCUUCAAAGGAGCAGGAUCCCACCAAUGAUCCUGCAGAGUCCAACACAGCACCGUCAGAGUCAACACCUUUGUCACAAGAAUCAUCCACUCCCACCCACAAGAGCAGAAAAUACAUAGUGUAUGAGAGCUGCAUUAUGGAGUUGUUUGCUGUGUGUCCUGUCUGCACGCGGGCAUGUGAUGUGAGGACCAGAAAGCUGGGGACAUUCCUGUCCGUGGAGCAGCGAUGCCCCCACUGCAAGUUCUGCAGACACUGGAAUAGCCAGCCUGUCCUCGGGAGCACACCAGCUGGGAACCUCCACCUUUCAGCAGCUGUGUACCUGAGCGGUGCAUCCUUCUCAAAAAUUGCACGGGUCUUCAAGGCGAUGGAGCUGCAACUUUUUCAGUACGACACAUUUCGCCGGCAUGCCAGAUCUUUCAUUGAACCUGCAGUCAUUCACCACUGGAACACAUUACAGGAUGUGACGCUGCAGCGGCUCAGUCAGGAGAGCAAAGUUAUACUUGGUGGUGACAUGAGAGCUGACUCUGCAGGGCACUCUGCAAAAUUUGGAAGUUAUACAACAAUGGAUCUUAAUUCAAACACAGUUGUGGACAUCGAGUUGGUUCAGAGCAAUGAGGUUGGUGGUAGUCAACACAUGGAGAAAGAGGGCCUGAGGAGGAGUCUGUCGUUACUGGAAGGACGUGGCAUUAAUCUUGACUGUGUUGUUACCGACCGUCAUCCACAAAUUCAAAAGUUCCUCGGGGAGAGAAACAUCACCCACUACUACGACGUGUGUCAAAUUGCAAAAGAGAUUUCAAAGAAAAUGGAGAAGAUCAGUAAGGACAAAGAGUGUCAGAAACUACAGAAGUGGAUGAGAAGCAUCACCAAUCACAUCUACUGGACAGCAGCUUCCUCAUCCACCGGACCAGAGAGAGUCGCAAAAUGGACCUCAAUCCUGAACCACGUGCGGGACGUCCACACACACGAUGACCCUCUUUACCCCAAGUGCCUGCAUGAGGUCCACCAGACACGGGACAAAAACAAAUGGCUCAGAGCAGGAACUCCGGCUUUCUACAAAUUAGAAAAGGUGUUGACCAACAAAAGAACUCUGAAGGACGUGGAAAAACUGAGCCCUCACCACCAGACUUCAUCUUUGGAGGCAUUCCAUGGUGUGAUCCUUCGUUUCGUCCCGAAGAAUGUUGUUUUUCCCUUCAUUGGAAUGCUGUGCAGACUCUACCUGGCUGCCAUGUAUUACAAUGAGAAUGCAAACAGACCACAGGCCAAAUCCCGGGAAGGUGUUCCUCUCUACAAGGUCCACUUUCCAAAGGCCAUGAAGGGACAAUGCUCAGCCAAACCCCACAAGACAGAGCCAACAUUCCGGUAUGUUGCUGACAUGAUGGACCUCAUCUUUGACAAAGUCUUUGUGGACCCUACGCCGUACACGAACGCCAUGUUGGCCAUCCCUGUCCCAGAGGAUUUGACUGCCCAGUAUGCGCAGCCUGACAAGGAGGAGGUCAUUGCCAGCUAUGUGUCCAGGUUCAACCGAGGGCGAGUCUAAGUCCAUCGUAGUGGCCUUCGGCAUCAAGAAACUCACAGCGGAUGCGUAGGACCACACAAACUGGAUUGACUACCCGGAUUCUGCGUCCCAAGAAGCCCCAGGACCAGCUCACAAAACUACAAUAGGCUAGAUACCUGUAACGACUGUAAACAAUCUACACAAUAUGUAGUCUUGCAGAAAUGUAUUAAUAGUGUGAUUUACAAUUCCUCAGCCUCCCUGAGAAAGUCUAAGCGGGGCGCUCCUUUAGAGAUAGGGUGAGGAGCUCUGUCACCCGGGAGGAGCUCGGAGGAGAGCCGCUGCUCCUCCACAUUGAGAGGACCCAUCUGAGGUGGUUCCCCUAGACGCCUUCCUCGGUAGGCGUGCCUGGCAUGCCCCGCCGGGAGGAGACCCCGGGGAAGACCCAGGACACGCUGGAGUCACUAUGUCACUCGGCUGGCCUGGGAACGCCCCGUGAUCCUCCCGGACGAGCUGGAGGAAGUGUCCGGGGAGAGGGAAGUCUGGGUGUCUCUGCUCAGACAGCUGCCCUCGUUAAACGGCCCCGGAUAAGCAGAAGAAGAUGGAUGGUGUGUUACAGUUUCUUUCUACUGUUGAUUGCCUGAUAGGCUGUCCUGUGUUUAAAUUGUUGUUUGAUUAUUGUUUUUGAGUGAUGUUUUUUAUGUAAAUAAAUGCUGGUAUGUGUCUACAGAAAUGAUUCGUGUGACUACAUAAAAAUAUGCACAACAUCUGUUUGAAAACUAUACAAGAAAGGCAAAUUCAAUAUAUUAAACUGCUCUGUACUUAC